UCCACGCAUGGCGUCGCGUGCGGUUCCCGACAGUGUUUGUCGCAAGGGAUACUUCAAGCGUGUUUUUCUUCGUUUGUGCGCGUUUGAACCUGAGUUAGUGCACAAGUGAGGAAUAAUGAAUUGACAAGAUGCAGGGAGCGGGGCGAAAAAAAUUGGUCGAGGUCAACCCCAACCUGACGUGCGUUCUGUGCAACGGCUACUUCAUUGAUGCGACCACCAUCAUUGAGUGUUUACACUCAUUCUGCAAGACUUGCAUUGUAAAGUACCUUGAAAAAAGCAAGCUGUGUCCCGUGUGUGACGUUCAGGUGCACAAGACACGCCCACUUCUCAACAUCAGGGCAGACCAAACUCUUCAAGACAUUGUGUACAAAGUGGUUCCGGGCCUCUUCAGAAAUGAAAUGGCAAGGCGACGACAGUUCUACAACAGCUUGUCGCCAUCAGAAAGCUCAGCCAAGCCAACAUCAAGCGAGGAAAGAGGAGACGUUCGCAAUGUGGAACGACUCAUUUUCAAUCGUGACGACAUGAUCAGUUUGUCCCUCGAGUACAGUGCACGGGAAGUUCUGCCGAUCCGACCACUGCUGCUGGGACCUCCACCACCCGAAAGCCAGGAAUGUCCCGCAGGUAGUAGGCGGUACCUCCUUUGUCCUGGCGGAUUUACUGUGGGUCAUCUCAAGAAAUUUCUGAGGGCAAAGUUCGGCUUGUCCAAGAACCAUGAGGUGGAUGUGAUGUACAUGCAUGACCACCUCCUUGAUGAAUACUCUCUCAUGGACCUUGCCUACAUUUUCUCUUGGCGUAGGAAUGCGCCCAUGCGCUUGCUCUACCGGUUCCCAGUGCUACCGCCUUCUCUCAUGAGCACGAGCUCAAAGGCGGACGAUGUAGUCCCAGUGCCGCCGGAUGAAGGACUUAGCAUCUACAUCCAAUCCACUGCAUCCCAUCAGAACACUAGUGCUCCACCAAAUGGCACUGCUGCGUCAGACAAGAAGGACCAAACUCCUUCCAGUGAUGCCAGUGCAAAUGCCAAUGCAGUGUGUGCCACCAUCAAUCCUGACCAUUUAAAUACUGCUAGCACUAAUGGCAGUGACAAGGGAAGUGUUGGUGCUAACCUCUCCAGUACAAUUACGCAUGCCAAUUCCGUUCCUUCCGAGAAUGAAGCUUCGCUCAGCAAUAAGGAUGGCAGUGCUGAACACACCGCUGCAAAUUUCAUAAAGCCAACUGAGUUGGCCAGAGCCAAAGGCUGAAAGCUCCCCUAUAAAGCAACCCAUCGAAACUUCUCCGACCAAGCUUCCACAAAACGCCAGGUCUAAACAAGGCUCUGACAACCAGCUCAACAGUGUCAUUAGUGUGCCACCAGCUGGAAGUCUGCAGCCACCUCCACAAAGGCAACAGCCAUUACAAAGCCAGCAUCCGCCACGAAGCCAGCAGUCGCCACGAAGCCAGCAGCCACCACAAAUCCAGCUGCCAGCACUGAGCCACCAGCCGCCGCAACGAUCUCCACAAAAGCAGCUACCACCACAAUGUCAACAACUACCACAAACUCAACAACAAUCACAAAGUCAACCACGAAAGAGUCCACAAAUCGUGAAACUUUCUCCAAGCGUGAAGUGCACUCCGUGUUGCCUAGUUGCCUACAGCGCCUCGUGUUACUGGCAUCAAGCCCGGUGUCGACCAAAAAGUGCCGUCCAGUGCCAACCAGCCAGCGGCUUGGCCUGGCCGCCCACCAGUUUCCAGCCCACCAGCUAGUCGUGUGGUGACCAGUGGACAGAGACUUGGCAGCAAAGCUAACGCAUUGUCCAAGACUGUACCCCUGUCCCAUCGCAAAAAUGGGCUGUCAACUGCGAAUGGUGUGCAGAGUAAUUUGCGGCUAAUCCUGCCUGCACCGGCCAAGCCUAAUGGUGUCACGGACAGUAGAGAGGUGUUGGCAAAAGCCACUAAAACAAACAGCCGACCGAGUGACAGCCCAAGUAGUCCAGCUAAGCGGCCUCACUUGGACUCUGGUCCUGGCAAGGAGGCUGCGGUGUCAUGACCUCGGACACCUGUGCGCAUGUGUACAUAGUGCACAGCUACUUCAAAGCAGGCCAUCUCCAGCUUAGAUGAGUUGCGAGUUGAGUGAAAGGCUGACAGGUGCAGCCUGCUUUUUUCUUGUACGGGGGGGGGGGGGGGGGGGAUUUACAUGGGAAUGCUUUUGUAAGUUGCGGACAGUUCAUAAUUACAUGAACACCUUUGUUCGCAGUGUUCCUUCUUUAAUCUUUAUUGUAAACUUAUAAUUCUUCGAGACUGAAAGUCCUAAAGUGGUUACCAAGAAUGAUUUUCCAACUUAACUUUUCUCAUGACUGGUUCUUUUGUUGUGUUUAGUUAAACAAUUAAUAAUUCACGUGGCCCUUUUUAUUUUGUCCCCUUAAUUUGUGAACAAGUCCGUUCGCAUUCGGUGCUCAACAUCUUGGGGAGCAGCAGUGUUACAUUCUCAAAGUUUGCCAUGGAAUGAGUCACCUUUGAGCAUUCGAGUAUCAUACGCCACUGGAAAUACUCAAGGAAGUUUAAAAAUGUUGCACAACGAGUAAUCUUCUGGAGGUUGGACCUGCUUUGAAGUGUUGUUGCUGUUAAGUUAUUUACCGGGGGCCACUGCAACGAGAAAGUUGAAGCAGUGCCUUGGACGCUUCACAUACUGUGUGAUACAACUCUGAGCUCUCUCAUCACGUAAGCAACGCAAUGAGUAUGCUUAGACGGACCACAUUGAGCUUGUCACAAUUGCAAGGCCCACAAAGCCUUGCCUUCGAUAAGGUAUAACAUGGCUGUGCUAUAGUAACUAUCAGAUGUGUUGUACUAUAUUUUUGCACUAUAUCUGAGCACAUGUAUAAAGGAUAUGUACAGAAAUUAAGCCCCCAAAGGUGCCUGCGCCAUCAUCAUUUUUCGACUAUCAUAAUACUGAAGCACAUGUAUAAAGGAUUUGUACAGAAAUAAACCUCCAUUGGUGCGUGCGCCAUCAUUUUUGACCAGCAAUGCCAGUUACCAGGACCAUGCACUGUUGUUUCAUUGAAAUACUGCUUUAUAAAUGAAUGUAUUUAAUAAAGAACAUUGAAUGC
This is a messenger RNA of Rhipicephalus microplus (southern cattle tick), 3080 nucleotides long. RefSeq lists its product as uncharacterized. The record is from RefSeq and is a predicted model, not a curated record. Gene Ontology annotation, biological process: negative regulation of transcription by RNA polymerase II. Gene Ontology annotation, cellular component: PRC1 complex. Lineage: Eukaryota; Metazoa; Arthropoda; Arachnida; Ixodida; Ixodidae. Gene Ontology annotation, molecular function: promoter-specific chromatin binding.